AAGAAGGCUACAAUGUUGACCUUAGCCAAAAUUCUGUUGAUAUCAACUUUUUUUAGUCUACUACUACUUGGAAGCUUUGGAAAAGAAAAUUCAGAAAUAAACACAACAGACAACAACAUAGAAGUUCUACAAACGAUGAGAAAGAAAUCUAUUCCUUUGGAAAGUGAAGGGAAAUCGGAAAAAGAAAAUAGAGAAAAUUUAAAUAUCAACACAAGUAUUUCCCCUACUUUAGAGCCAUUAAAUGAAGAAAUACAUACAAAGACAACUUUCUCCAGUGACUGGUCAAUAGAGAACUCUUCUGGGAGUAUAGGACCCACAUCUACAUUUCCCACCAGUCCGCCAUUAGUCAUUGGCUUUGUGUCUAAAUUGCCUUUGAACUCAUCUGUUGGGAAUGAACAUUCUUUGCCUGCCUUAGUAUCUCCCAGUGCUACAUCACCUGCUACACCUUCAGAAGAGUUCACUACAUCUGUGAAUACUUUGACCAAUGACACUAGGAAUGAUCCAAUGAACAGCUCUACAACAGUUAACAUCCUGUCUCCAGCACCAACCACCAAGUCUGUGACCCCCUUGAUAAUAGAACCAACUACAUGGUUUAGCACCAUCAGUGAUAGCUGGACUGAGUUUACUUCUUACCAAGAAAAAACAACUGCACAACCCACCCUAAAGUUUACCAAUAGUUCAAAACUCUUUCCAAAUACUGAAGACCCUGAAGAAGAGAACAGAAGCACAGGAGUAGUGUUUGGGGCCAUCUUAGGGGCUAUUCUGGGUGCUUCCUUGCUUAGUCUUGUUGGUUACUUGUUGUGUGGGAGAAGGAAAACGGACUCAUUUUCCCAUCGGCGACUUUACGAUGACAGAAAUGAACCAGUUCUUCGAUUAGACAAUGCACCAGAACCCUAUGAUGUGAGUUUUGGGAAUUCUAGUUACUACAACCCUACUGUGACUGAUUCGUCUAUGCCAGGAAGCCAAGAACAGGCACACGAUGGCAUUCCUAUGGAUGACAUACCUCCACUUCGUACCUCAGUAUAA
This is a messenger RNA of Chrysochloris asiatica (Cape golden mole), 1026 nucleotides long. RefSeq names its product mucin 15, cell surface associated (gene MUC15). NCBI's taxonomy places the organism in Eukaryota, Metazoa, Chordata, Mammalia, Afrosoricida, Chrysochloridae. The transcript has 3 exons. Bases 13 to 1026 code for a protein of 337 amino acids. The record is from RefSeq and is a predicted model, not a curated record.